Lonchura striata (white-rumped munia) is the source of this 4221-nucleotide messenger RNA. RefSeq names its product cilia and flagella associated protein 161 (gene CFAP161). Gene Ontology annotation, cellular component: motile cilium. Lineage: Eukaryota; Metazoa; Chordata; Aves; Passeriformes; Estrildidae. The record is from RefSeq and is a predicted model, not a curated record. Gene Ontology annotation, biological process: cilium assembly.
AUGCGUGCACUCGGGGACAGGGUUUCGGGAGGAGCUGGCAGUGCUGGGUUUACAGCAGGACGGGAUCACCCACACGCCGCUUUGCCCGCUCCCACUCCACGACCCCUGCGCCCCUCACGGCCCCGCUCCGCCCUCAGCGCCGCUCCGGCCCCGCCCCGCCUGCCGCGGGCUGGCCAAUCGCGGCCCUGCCCUCCCCGGGCUGGCCAAUCGCGGCCCUGCCCUCCCCGGGCUGGCCAAUCGCCGCCCCGCCCUCCCCGAGCUGGCCAAUCGCGGCGCGGCGCGGUCGCCACGGCGACGCGGGACGCGGCCCGGGCCGCUAUGGCCUCCUACCGCCUCGGGGUCCGCAUCGGGAACUGGCUGGAGGACGAGUACGCGCAGCAGGACCUCCUGAGGGAUUUUAUCCGUAAGAGAGAGAAAGGACAGCUUUUAAUACAGAGAUUAGCCAGACUUCAAGAGAAUAUUUUCAAGAAGGUAGAGCUGUCAGUAUCUUCUGAUGGAUUUGUUCACUUUGGAGACACCGUGCUGCUUAUGAACCCAGACAGCAAAUCCUCGGAUUUGGGAGGGACCUCGGAGGAGAGGGACCCCGAAUUGUGUGGUGAUGUGACUCUGGCUGUCGACAUGGAAGAAGUGCCCCUGUACUCAGAUGAGCCCCUGCAGAUCUCACGUGGACUUAGUGCAGUCAAGAGGGUGGACCCCAUAGGUCGAAAUGCUUUCUGUAUUGUAAGUGUUGAUGGAAGUGCAGUGGGUGAACCACUUAGAUACGGGCAAAACUUUCUUCUGGGGACAAAAGGAGGAGUUUCUGACAAACUGUUUUAUCUGGCAAGUGACCACAAAACAUUUAGAGAUUUUGCUAAAAAAUCUCGCCUUCAGAAAGUAUUUUUGACAGCUGAGCUUUCCUAUUUGACUUUCUGGCAAGCAAAGUCCUUGGAUCCACAACUGCGUCUUGAACAUGAAGGAUUUCCAGUUCCUACAGCAACUAAAAUCAUUAUUACUCACUGCUACACCAACCGCAACUUAGCUGUUCCAAGGACCUUCUGUGUGUGGUCUCAUUUUGGAAGAGAAUUUGAAGUCAUUUGUCACAAUUACCUGGACUCCCGCAAAGUUGAAGAAGAUAAGAAUUACUGGGAGAUAAUUACAGGAAAUCCUGGUCCUGAAGAUGGUACAAUGCUUGAGAGACCCAAAGCUCUCCCAGAAGGGUAUGAGAAUAAAUUAGUUUCAUGAAAAGACAGAGGAUAUAAAAGCCCAAGACCACAGCCAGGAGAGGUUGACAAGACUGAUUAUUUUUUAUUUCUGUUUAUAUUUCAGUUUUAGAGAUGUUUAUUUUAAAAAUGGAAAUUAAAGUCUGCUGCCAUUAGUAAUAUUGCAUGGGUUAUAAUGGGCAAAAAACUCUGAAAAUUUGAUGAACAACACAUCAAAAAUUGUAAAUCAGGAAAGGCUCUUUUUUCCAUUUUCACAUUCACUGAUGACAGAAGUUUUCAGAACCCAGGAAACCUAAUAGAUUCUCAUUAAACUACUGGCUCUCAGAGUAUAUUUAACCAAUUUUUCCAAAGCCAAACCAGCGUCACAAUUUUUAAAAGGUUGAGUGGACAGUUUCCAAAACACUGAGAACCAAACACAUGCAAAGUUAUCAUGGGAUGCUUUGACAUUUAAAGUUCAUCUGAAAGAAAGUUGGUUGUUGAGUUUGUUCCACACUCCGUCUAGCACAACAUUGCCAAUUAUUAAAUCACAAGUGUGACUUUUUUAUCUUGAGAUUAUCUUCUAAUUCAUGGAUAUAAAUUGAGUUUUUUAUGUUUUUCCAUGUAUUCUAAACACUUUAAUAUCAAGUAAUCAAGAAAUUGAGCACAGUGAUAGAGACUAGAGACUUACAACAGCCUUUUCCAUGCAUCACCAUUUCCGUUUACCUCUCACCCACAGCAUUUUUCAAUCCAUAGUAAUUUCUAACAAGUUUGAGAGUAAGGUAAAAUUGUCAAAGAAAAUUGGGUGCCCACAAGUUUGAUGAAAAUAAAUGCCAAAGCAGAAAACAAAUAUUAUAUGCUGUAAGUUUAUCCAGCAAGAAAAAAAAUUGUAUUCUAUAUUCCUACCUAAUUAGACAAGAGUAUCCACAUGAAAAAAAAAAAGGCCUUUGAGGGUAGAAAUUUCAGCAGAAACUCACAUUUUCUUAAAAACAAAAUCAACCAAAUAUAAAAUGCAAAUACCUGGAAAACAGAUGUCAUUACUGCAUAGAUUUACCUGUUUUUAUAUAGAGGCAGAAAAAGCAUCACAGAGAACCUUCUACUGUAUGGCAUUCCAUUAUACCUAUUUAGUUAAAUAUAUAUUUAUUUCCUCUCCUACUGUACCACAAGAGCAGUCUCUUUCUGCACAAAGUGACAACCUAAGUAAAAUACUACACCAAUCUCCAUUCAUAAAAGAUUCCAAAGAUCUUCAGUGAUUAUAAAGGUCAGUUAAAACUUUCUAAGUUUUCUAAAACAAACCUACUAAACUUUCACAAAAGAAGGGAUUGGUCCAAACAUAUUUUUAAGAUCUGUUCCCAAAUAAUCUGCUUGAAGCCCACAGGCAAGACUUACAGAGCUUUACCUUUACUCAAUAUAAAUAAAGUCAGUAGCCUGCAGCCUCAGCUAACUGGCAUUUGCCAUAGAGGAUCUCAGAGCAGCAGGCAGAUCAUGCUGCUGUGACAUGCAGGUUUGCUUUGAGGGACUGUACUGCAGAGGGCAGCUUUACAAUCACACUCCUCAUGUGCAAACCUUUACAUUAUAGAUGUGCUGUCAUAGAGGAAAUUAUCUUCAGGAACUUCUUUCACUUUUUCCUUUCAUUUUCUAUGUAAGCAUAACUACCAUGAUGUGUGAUGUUUUUCUGGAGGGUCUGUUAAUAGUCCAACAUUCAGAGGUAAAAAUUUGCACAUUUUCAUAAUGGAUUGAAAUAAGUCUGCUUAUAUUUUUCAGAUGUUAAAGUUUAGUAUAUAAAGUUUUGUAGAUAUUUAAGUUUAGUAAGAUUUAAACUUCAUUAAUGCACUGCAGUGUUUCUAUUUUGGCCAUUGUGGACUUUUACUGCUAUUAGAUGCAGCUAGUUCAACUCUAAGUCUCUUAACUCUGGGUCAAAUGUGGGAAACAAGAAGAAGUCUUAAACCAAAACCAUUUCUGAAAUGAAGCUUCGUGUGAACUCAUGCAAGAAUGAGGACUGUGUGGGCAGGGUGCCUGGGCUGGCUGAUGUUUUGGGUAGAAGUGUUUGUGUGUGCGAGUGGAAGGAAAGCAAUACACCCUGUACAAAACCAAGUUUUGCAAAGACUUAGAGGAAAAAACAAAGAGAUAAACAGAAACAGAAAUGAGUAAAAAAACCUGGUAUUGUUGGAAUUUGGUGGUGAUUAAUUUGGUGUGUUUUGAUCAUUUUGUUCUCAUUGGAAAGGAUUUCUUGAGCUGAAAAUAAACAAGAUUGAAUCAAUAUUCCUGAUUCCAUUAGCAGUGUUAAACCCACAGAUUUUUUACUAGUUCUUAUAUAAUAUCAUAAAUAUUCAUAAUUCAUAUAAUUCACGAUAACAAAUAUAGAUGCUUACCUGUUUCCCAAGUGUUUUAGUAAUCUGUUUUUUUGCACUUCUUAAUACUUCCCACUCGAUGGCAGCACAUGUUUCUAAACAGCACAAUCUGAGCUGUUUAAAGCCAAAUGAGUCCCUGAAACAAUGCCGCAGAUGGAAACCGAGUUAAAACAGACUUGAAUUUGAAGCUCGGAUAUGUCAUUAAUGUUAUAUCAUGUUUUUGGAAAAUAAAGUUAAGCACAAAGGUAGACAGAGCGACGCAGGACAUUGUGUAUUGCAUACAAUCAAUUCUUUAUGUUAAUUAGAACAUUAAGUCAUUUGUAACCAAAGCAUAAUUAGAGGAACUUAGGAGCUUUCUCUUUCAUUUUUCUUUGUAAAGACAUGAAACUUGAUGUGUGACAAGCAAGGGGUACUGUUAUUGCUUUUACCAAUUUACAGGAAUUAAAAUUAUUUCCAUUUUCACAACAGAUUGACAUUAUUCUGAUUUGAAUCUGUAGGUAUUAAACUAGGAAAAAAUCUGGCUGUUUAGAGUGCACUGUAGCAUUUGUAAUUUAUCCAUUUACACACUGAUAAACACGGGAUUUAGUAUAAAGAAUUAUGGAAUUGAAUAUUAAUGGAGAAUAUGAACAAUCCUGCUACUGCCAGUUUGAGUCACAAUAUUUCUGGUGGAUAAGGCAAUGGAGGCCUGAACCACA